Molecule: messenger RNA, 1167 nt
Organism: Daldinia childiae
Lineage: Eukaryota; Fungi; Ascomycota; Sordariomycetes; Xylariales; Hypoxylaceae
Exons: 2
Coding region: 1-1167 (388 amino acids)
Source: RefSeq, a predicted model, not a curated record
AUGAUCGCGGAUAUCCUGCAAUCUCUAGCUAACAAUGCCGACGACUCGGAUGGCGUAGCGCAGCUCGUCGUGACGGCACUCGGAUCUAGUGGGCAGCACUACAUCUGCUGGAAGACUCAUUCGGGGGAAUACAGGCAGCGAUCUCAUGGCCUCCCGAGGCGUUUAGAGGACUGGCUGUUUCCAGUUGAUGGUAGCACGAGAGACUUUGAGACUUUACAGGUGAUACUCUCGGGGGAGGACACGUUCUGGGCAUCAGAUAGGGAUGGCGAAGUUCGGAGCGAACCUGCGGAUCCCCAGCAGCAGAUGCUCCGACGAGCUCUGACAUUCAAUGGCGGAAGCCCUUCUUCGGGGGCCAAACGGCGGAUGAGCAGAGCCCGAGAACUAUCGGGGGCCGAUAAGGAACGGCCACGAUCGAGCACGUUGCCGUCUAUGUCACCGACAGCAGUCGAUAAUCUCCCUGGGCCUCACCUAAAACCAGAACCAGCAGCCCAUAGUCGGUCAUCAUCUGCGGACAAGUUACGCCGGAUAUCUCUCGUGCCAAUCGCAUUCCACCGACGGGAACGGUCGUGGGCUACACGCCCCCGCAGUUUAAUAUACAGUAGCGAAGACUUAGGUGUGCUUAAAGAGCAACCGAGCCCUCAAGGCGUGGAUACUCCACCAACACCAGCGAAGCCUUUAGCUUCGGUAGAUACCAAGGCUCCGGGUAGUCGUUGCACCUGCGAAUAUCAUAAUAGAGGCACUGCGGGUGUACAUAAGCCCGAAGAAACCUCAAACGUCAAACCCAGGACGAGCUACGCAGACGCCAGCGUCCAAACAGACCCUAUACCCGAACCCGAGGUCGAUGAAUUUAUAUCAAAUCGGCAAAGAAAUUCCAACCAUCACCGUCGGCGAGAAUCUUCUUACUCCGCCACAAGCACAACCGACUCCUUUAACUCGUCAUCUUAUCCCAGCAGUAAGCGUUCGAGUAUCGAAACCGUUACGACACAGCCCGACCUCGGAGACUGCCAUCUAGAGUCCAGAGGAAAAUACAACGGAAGAGGAUGGCAAGAGCCGCAACAGCACUGGGAACAGCUGUCAAAUCCUGUGGCAAUGGGUCGGAUGCAGGCUUAUUUCCGCUCCUCAACAUAUAUACUUGGCGCUGCUCUUCAGCCUCAGGGGCUGGCGUAG